Messenger RNA from Mesocestoides corti, 1107 nucleotides. NCBI's taxonomy places the organism in Eukaryota, Metazoa, Platyhelminthes, Cestoda, Cyclophyllidea, Mesocestoididae. The record is from the annotation of a GenBank genome assembly.
AUGCUUUUAUCGUCUAGUAAAGUUAAUAACGCUAACACUAACUUUUUAUUAUCAGCGACCGUUCUUUGGGUUCCGGUAUUUUAUGUCGCCUUGACGGGAACUAGCUCUUUCCUAUCAGGUCUCAUAUUGAUCUUCGAAUGGUGGUACUUCAAGAAGUACGGGACAUCUUUCAUUGAACAGAUAUCGCUUACACACAUAUACCCUCUGUUAGACUGUAAGGUAUCUCGCAACCCGUACAGUCUUUUUCGGGGUGCUGAAUAUCAAAAGGCAGCCAAAGAAUUCGGAAAAGAUCCGCUUACUUACUAUGACAUGAAUUUGUCUGCCCAGGAUCAUCAGACAUUCUUUACAUGUGAAGCCGAUGCCGGCAAACCUGAAUAUGAAUUGAUGCAAAUGGCGUGGCGCGAGAGAAAUCCUGAGGAACGGAUCAAAAAGGCAAGGGAAGCCUUGGCGAAAAAUUCCGAAUGCUCGACUGCGCUGAUAUUGUUGGCCGAGGAAGAGUGCUCCUCCAUUAUCGAGAAAAUGUUUAAACAGGCGUACAAGAUUUCGGAGGCAUCUCUUCGGAGGUCUCAGCAAAUACACUCCCACAACCCCACUCAGGAUGCCAUUUAUCUGCGAGACAUUCAUGCCUUCAUAUUUAUUCGACGUCGACUCGCAAUGUGCGCUCGGAAACUUGGAAAGUUAAAAGAGGCCAUAAAAAUUAUGCGUGAGCUUAUUCGUGAGUACCCAAACUUGAAUCUCUUCAAUAUACACGAAAACCUCAUUGAAUGCUACCUGGAGGCCCAGCAGUACGCCGAUGCACAGGCCUUCCUCACCAAGUACGACGGUAAGCCACCUUCUCGUUACAUCCACUAUCCCAAAUCCGCGACUAUCUGCUACACAGCCGCUCUGCUGAAGGCUCGUCAGGUGGCGGAGAAAUUUUCACCAGACAUCGCGUCUAGGCGUGGCUUGAAUGCGGCUGAGUUGAACGCCGUGGAGGCAAUUCACCGGGCCGUCGAAUUUAAUCCCCACGUGCCGAGAGUAAGUCCUGGAAAAAGUUGCAGCCGUCGUAUGACCAGCCGCGCCCCAGACAGCAGCCUCGGAAGUGUGAAGAUACGGAAACCCAUCUAG